Molecule: messenger RNA, 2588 nt
Organism: Nerophis ophidion (straightnose pipefish)
Lineage: Eukaryota; Metazoa; Chordata; Actinopteri; Syngnathiformes; Syngnathidae
Product: centriolin-like
Exons: 11
Coding region: 895-2547 (550 amino acids)
Source: RefSeq, a predicted model, not a curated record
UGUGCCAGGAAGGAAGUCAACUUUUAGCUUGGUAGCUACAGGUUUAACUAUUUAUUUGCCGUCUUUUAACGGUUGUUCCGAUCUCAGUGUUCAACGAUUAUUUGUUGAAUAUCUCAAGCAAAGUAUUAAUUAUCUGACAUAAGGCGUAUUGGUUUAUUCGCUGGUGUCGUUUAUUUAUUUAAACUCGCCGACGCGUUCCCUUUUUAUUAAGUGUUUGGUAAUGGCACCCGAACAUCCUGUUUGUGACCUUUCACUGUAAAAGAUCUGUUUCAUUAAGCGAUAUGGCGGAUUUUUACUGUGAAGUCCUGUCGGAAGUAUAAUGUUUGUAGACCUUUUGAAAUCAAUGCACUGACACUUAGCAACAUUAGCAGCUAACGUUACUCUAGCGGCAUUGAAGUCGCCGAAAGAUUUAUUAGAAAUAAUAUAACGAAAGAUAUAUUGUGACGAGCAAAACAAAGGUAGAAAGAAUGUUGAACGUAAUACCGACUGCUAAUAUUUUUUUAUCAUUAUUAUUGUGCGAGUUUACAUAUUAAAUACAGUGAAGUAGCUUUAUAAACGCCAUUUUACAGAAAUAUAAGGCUAAUAAAUACUGCAAAGUGAUCACGUGAUAUAUUUAAAAUGUUAGUUUAGGCUACAAAAUUAACUUUUGUGAGGAAUCAAAACUUAAUUGUGCGUGUUUACAUAUAAAAUACAGUGAAAGAUGGAUGAAAGUGAGAAGUAGCUUUAUAAACGCCAUUUUACAGAAACAAAAGGCUAAUAAAUACUGCAAAGUGAUCACGUGAUGUAUUUAAAAUGUUAGUUUAUGCUACAAAAUAACUUUAGUGAGGAAUCAAAACUUUCACUGAAGAAGUCAGCUGCUUUUGUCCCACCUUUGACUCACCUGAGCCCCGCAGGAUGAGUCGGGAACUGGACGGUCGCCUUGACAACGCCUUGUCCCGCAUCGCCAUGGAGACGCAGGAGAUCAAAGAGCUGGAGAAGCAGCUGACCGAGGGUCAGCUUUUGGCCAACGAGGUUCUCCGGAGAGACUUGGAGGGACUCCUGGGCGGACUCCAGGAUUACCUGCGAGAACUCACAGCCGAGGCCAGUGGCGUGCGGCGCCGCCUGGAGGACACGCAGAGACACUGCAGGCGGCUGGAGGACUCGUCCCGCUCGCACGCCAGGAACAUGGCGGAGCAGCGGGAGGAGCUGGUGGCCCUGAGGACGGAGGCCCGGGUCCUGAGAGAGCAGCAGGUGGCGAUGGAGGCGGAGCUUCAUCGGCUGAGGGACGAGCUCAUCCAGCAGACCAGAACCGGCACAGAAUCCCCCCCACCAACUCCUCACCAAGACCAGGACCAAGCAGCCGGACCUCAGGCCCGGGUGGACCGGGAGCAUGUAGCGCGGCUUGAGGCUCAGGUCACCCAAUGCCAGAACCGCAUAGCCCAACUGGACGCUCAGUCUGGCAGAGACCGGAACCACAUAGCCCAACUGGAAGCCCAGUCCAGCAGAGACCGGAACCACAUAGCCCAACUGGAAGCCCAGUCCGGCAGAGACCGGAACCACAUCACUCAGCAGGAAGCCCAGUCCAGCAGAGACCGGAACCACAUCACCCAGCAGGAAGCCCAGUCCAGCAGAGACCCCAAACAAGAAGACCAAAGAGAGUCCACGAGCACAAGGAAAGACCGACACACACGCCCUGAGAGGAAACUGACUACACACCUGGACCGAACCAGAACCAGAAGCUCAGAUGUAGCAGAUUGGAGGCGGGGCUGGAGAACAGGAAGUGAUGUUGACAGGACCUCCAAAGGGGAGGAGCCAACUUGGCUGCUUCCUCCUACUAAAUGUCCACUCGGCACGCCGCGGGAGAAGAAGAAACUACAACACACACACAGACUGAGAAGGAGUGUGUCGCUGCUGUGUGAAGAAGUGGAGUGUGUGGAGAAGACUCUCAACAAGAGACGAGCUGAACUUCGGGAGGCUGACAGGCGUUUGCUCACAGCGCACACACAACUACGCAAGGCAGCAUCAGCCGCACAUCCAAGCCACACAUCAGACAACGGCGCCCCCUGCCUGCACCUCAGCCUCGCCAGGCUGCAGCAGCAACAGCUGAGGACUGUGGAGGCGGAGCUAAGGGACAGGGAGGCGGAGUCCCGGGAGCUCUGCACAACCAUACACAUGGCGGAAGGCAGGUUAGCUGUGCUUGUCUCAGACUGUCAGGAUGCACGUGCAUGUUUGGACUGGACCCUCACUCAGGUGGAGCAAAAGAGGGCGGAGCUUCAGAGUACACUCAGCCAGCUGAAGGCGGUCCAGAAUGAGCAGCAGCGACUGACAGACUGGGUCAAGCAGGGGGCGCUAACAACAUACUCAGCCAUGUCUGCUGUGGAGGAAGAGGAGCGACUCUUCAUCCUGCAGUCUCAUGUCCACAAACACCAAGAAGAGAUGAAAGGUGCCCUCUGCAGCGAGCGGAGACAAGCGGCACGAAAGCUUGAAAAGAAAGAUGGUGAGCUGGCCAGGAAGGGGGAGGAGCUAAGUGCCGUGUGGAACAGGAUGUGGUCGCAGCAUAAACAUUGACUUCCUGUCUGAGCGUGUGAGAUGUUGACUACGAAAACAAA